AGUUCACUGAUAUACUGAUAUGUUUCUAGGUUGAGUGGCUGUAACCUCACAGAGAGAAGCUGUGAAGCUCUUUCCUCAAUUCUAAGUUCCCAGUCCUCCAGACUGAGAGAGCUGGACAUGAGUAACAACAACCUUCAGGACUCAGGAGUGAAGCUGCUUUGUGUUGGACUUGGGAGUCCACAGUGUGCGCUGGAAACUCUCAGGCUGUCAGGCUGUCAGAUCACAGGAACAGGCUUCACCUCUCUGGCCACAGCUCUGCUCUCCAAUCCCUCCUAUUUGAAAGAGUUGGACUUGAGCUAUAAUCACCCAGCAGACUCCGGAUUGAAGCUUUUGUCUGCUCAAAAAGAGGAUCCACAUGUGAAACUGGACAUACUCUGUGUGGAGCCUCAAGGAGACCAGUGGAUGAGACCAGGUCUAAGAAAAUAUUUCUGUGAUCUGACGCUGGAUCCAACCACAGCACACAGGAACCUCAAACUGUCUGAUGACAAGAAGGAGGUGACACACGUGAAAGAAGACCAGCUGUAUCCUGAUCAUGAUCAUAGGUUUGAUAAGUGGCCUCAGCUGCUGUGUACCAACAGUCUGAGUGGUCGCUGUUACUGGGAGGUUGAGUGGAGAGGAGAGGUUCAUGUUGCUGUAGCUUACGGAGGAAUCAGAAGGAAAGGAGAAGAGGAUGAAAGCAGGUUUGGAAGGACUUACCAAUCCUGGAGUCUCUACUGUCGUGAUCAUAUAGGUUACUAUGGAAAUCAUGAUUACAUUGGAAGAGCUAUUCCUCUUCUCCCCUCAGCUGUUUCUCACAAAGUAGCAGUGUAUGUGGACUGUUCUGCAGGAACUGUGUCCUUUUACAGUGUCUCCUCUGACAAACUGAUCCACCUGCACACCUUCAACACCACCUUCACUGAACCUGUAUAUGCUGGGUUUAGAGUGAAGCCUGACUCUAGUAUCCACCUCUGUGCUGACUCAGAAUAAUGGACGUACUGUGGUGUUUCAUACUUUUUCUCACUUAGCUAUUGUAAAUGUUAAAUAUAUCAGAUAAAUUGUCUCAUACAUUGUACAUAUAUUAGUUUUUUCUCCUGAAAAAAUGUCUGUUUUCAUCUUAUUUUCUGAGGUGCCUAUUUUUCAAGAGCAGUUAUCAGUUUCUACUAAUAUGUUACAGUUUAAAUAUCCACUUUGCUUUAAAAUCUGUUGCAUCAUAAUCAAACACUGUAUUUGUUCCAUUAUACACAUUUUAAUCAUGUUUAGCCUGAUGGAAGAAAUCUUUGCAACAGAAAAUUAAGACAUUUUAGAAGUUGUUGGGCUUUGUGAGGAGGAGAGCUGCAGGCUUUAAAUAUUUUGAGUUUGGGCUUCUUUAAAUUUUUACAUUCCAUAACUAUACAUUUGUGUUUCUCUCUUUUGUUGUGCAAAUUCAGUAACAAUUCACUACAAGUAAUUCCUGGGAAAAGGCAAUAUAACCACCAUGUGACCAUUUUUCUCAACAGUUGAUCCAGAUGGUUCUGGAUUCAUAAGCACUUUAUUCAUCUGUGUCGAUUCAAAUGUAGCUUCAGACACUUAUAAAUAAUAUAAGUGCAGUUUAUCGAGGUUGUACCUGGAAGCUUUGGAGACGUCUCUCUUCAUUUCAUAUUCAGUAAAAAAAGUCUGACUUAUAGAUGACCUCCAGUCUGUGUUUCUUGACUGAUCUAAGGAAAGCGUCUGGAGAAGUCCAGACACUUUCCUUUCCAAGCUCUUUAGACUACGAUGACCUGGAUGACUGAGAACCUUCACAGACAUAUUUCUCGACUGAUCAGAAACAAUCUCAGAGAUGGAUUUUUUUUUUUUUGGAAGGGGGCGGGGGGUCUAUGUAUAAAAAUACAAUCCUGAAUUGUAACAGAAAAGGGAAGGUGAAGAAAAAAGGAAUAAGAUGUAAACAGUGGGAUUUUUUUCUUGUUGACUUGUUGCACAUGAACAUGGGAGUGUUUGUGAUGGUUUGUCAGAAGCCUAGCAGCAGCAUUCUGAACACCCUGCAGUCGUUCCAGGGAGGCAUACUUAAGCAAGUAAACAAGGAAUUACAAUAGUCUAAGUGGGAUGAAACAAAUGCAUGAAUAAUCAUUUCCAAUUCGGAACGUGACACAAUGGGACUCAGCAAUAUUUCUUAAAUGGUAAAAACAAGAGCGAACCAAAGAUUUAACGUGUGUGUCCAGCGUCAGAGCUGGAUCAAAUGUAACACCAAGGUUCCUAAUGGAUGAUUUAAUAUAAGAAGCAAGAGGGCCUAGAUUUUUAACCACGAGGGGAACAAAUUUCUCAGGAGCAAAGACAAUGAUUUCCGUUUUAUCAGCAUUUAGUUGAAGGUAAUUACCAGCCAGCCAAUCUCUAACGGAAUCUAAGCAGGACUGCAAGAUUUGGAGCUUAGAAACAUCAGGUGGCCUAAAAGAGAUAUAUAGCUGAAUAUCAUCUGCAUAACAAUGAUAUGAAAUAUCAGAGAAAGAGCCAAGAAGUUGCAGAAGAGGGAGUAAAUACAACAAAAACAAUAAUGGUCCCAAGACAGAGCCCUGAGGCACCCCAUAGGCAAGAGAGCUGACGGAGGACCUGAACUUAGAGGUAGCCACAGAGAAAGGGUUGCAAAACCUCACAGUCAUCACACAGUGCUGGGAUCUCCACACUGAGGAGCUCCACCCUUUUACUGACUGCAUCAGUAGCUCGAUGACAUGCUCUGUGGCACUGAAGCACCACCAUCCUGCCUGGAGGGAAGAUGACCUUCACCUCUCCCCCAAUACUCUCCACAUGACCCCACAGCAGGGAAGGAAAUAAGAAAAAGAGGGCACCUGAUGUGGUAACUAGGACAUCAAGUCUUGGUAAACUUUUUAGCCUGGAGGCUUGGACUCAGCAUUAGACUCUGUUAUUGUUAUUUAUCAUACUUGCUUGGUAUAUUUACAGUUAAACCUCAGGUAGUUUAAGUAUUUAUACUAAAAAAUCUCCAUUUUUCUGUGAGAUUUAAUUUCAGUCUUUGUAAAUGACAGAGCACUAAAUGUCAGGGUUUAAGGAUUCUUUAGACUUCACUCCUUUUUUAUGAACUUUUCCCAUUUUUUGGGUGGUGUGGACUAAAAAAAUGUGAUUUUCUGGUGUCUUCGUAUGUUUGACGCUCUUUUUAGACACUGCACUGUCUCCAGGUUUGAUGCGGAGGGUUUGAUGGUUCCUGAUGAUAGAAGAGCACUGAUGUGAAAUAAUUUAAGUGUCCCACCAUGCCCAGGCUGUGGUGGUGGAAGUGUAUGGAGGUAUACAGUCUGUCACAUUACCCUGCCACUACUCUAAUCAUAUACCAGAAGAACCCACAGUGAUGUGGAGUCGCAUCGAUCUCAAUCCCAACUUUGUCCACAAACAAAAAGAAAAAGAUGAUCUUAAAGGGCAAAACCAGCAUUACAGCAGACGCACACUUAUGAGGUCAGCUGCUUUGGACACUGGAGACUUCAGCCUCACUCUGAGAAAACCAACAGAGCCUGACACUGGCAAGUACACCUGCACCAUCAGUGAUGGGAGAGAACUACUAAUACUGGGAGAUGUACAGCUGCUGGUAAAAGGCUCCACUGAAGCCUCCUCCUCCACCACCUGCGUCUAAACUCCGGGGGAUCCUUCCCUAAUCCCUACCACUGCUGGGAAUAUGUUCUGUUGCGACGGACCUUCUGAAUCUAAUCACCAAAUACUUUAAUUGAAUUCUGUAUAUCAAUAAAUCAUAUUCAGUUCUUUCUAAUGAUCUCUCCUUACUGACAUUUAACAUGCUGAGAAACACUGUGGUAAAUGGGUUAGAUGGGUUGUCAGGUGGUUCAGGUAUGUGGAUGUGGUGAAAAUCAAAUCUCAGGACUACAAUUCACUGAUCACAUUAACUCGGUGGACCGACACAUCAAAUUCACCAGGGAGGAUAUGAAAAGUGGCAGGUUAGCCUUCUUAGACUGUAAGAUUUCUAUCAGUAAUGGGGGAUAUUUAAAAGUUGAUGUGUACAUUAUCUUGUUCUGACUACUUCAGACAAUCAAUCACCCUCUUCCCAUCACCACUUCCUGAUGAAUUCCCUGCCUUUCUGGGGGGGCUUAUAUUUCACUAAUCUAAAAUGCAUAUCCACUUAAUUAUGGAUUAUUAUAAAUAUGAUAAAAAAAAUAUGAAGAAACAGAUUAUAUUAGAUUUAUAUUUCAAGUAUGACAAAUUGCUGAUUUUACAGCAGCAAAUGUAUUUUAUCUCUACAGUUUAAACAUUUAAUAAACAUUAUGCCUGCACAGAGUGGAUAGUCAAACAAAUGGAAUCAUCAUAAAUACAUUAUUUUAUAUUUAUUACUAUGUUUUAUUCUCAUUAUUUUACUAUUAUAGCAUUAGGAAUAAAUAAUAAGGAAAGGAUUCUGGAUCAGUGCUAUGAUGCAAACUUUGCAAGUUGUAUUUACAGAUUUCUGGAGAAGAUAUAAAAUGUCAUUAUAUCUCUGUGUGUGUUUUAUGCACAUAGAUUUUUUUUUGUUA
Oreochromis niloticus (Nile tilapia) is the source of this 4469-nucleotide messenger RNA. Its product is annotated as stonustoxin subunit alpha. Gene Ontology annotation, cellular component: external side of plasma membrane. The record is from RefSeq and is a predicted model, not a curated record. Gene Ontology annotation, biological process: cellular response to lipopolysaccharide; immune response; negative regulation of T cell proliferation. The transcript is spliced from 6 exons. Gene Ontology annotation, molecular function: protein binding. Lineage: Eukaryota; Metazoa; Chordata; Actinopteri; Cichliformes; Cichlidae. Bases 118 to 966 code for a protein of 282 amino acids.